Messenger RNA from Hibiscus syriacus, 1707 nucleotides. Its product is annotated as la protein 1-like. Gene Ontology annotation, cellular component: nucleus. The record is from RefSeq and is a predicted model, not a curated record. NCBI's taxonomy places the organism in Eukaryota, Viridiplantae, Streptophyta, Magnoliopsida, Malvales, Malvaceae. Bases 119 to 1414 code for a protein of 431 amino acids. The transcript is spliced from 10 exons. Gene Ontology annotation, biological process: RNA processing. Gene Ontology annotation, molecular function: mRNA binding.
UCCCAACCCUAAAGCAAAAACUAAUUUCCAAAAACCCUAAAGACUCGUCACUCUUCUUUUCGUUUUCUUAGCUCGAAAAUUCCUUUCAUUUUGGUCUCGGACACCAUACCCUGCAAUAAUGGCGACGCCUUCUUUAAGCGAAGAUACCGCCAAGGCCGUUCUUCGUCAGGUGGAGUUCUACUUCAGUGAUAGUAAUAUUCCAAGAGAUGGCUUUCUCAGGAAGAAAAUCAGCGAAAGGGAUGAUGGAAUGGUUAGUUUAGCAUUGAUUUGUUCGUUUUCAAAGAUGAGAAGCCAUUUGAAUUUAAGGGAUGUGAAAGCAGAAGAUGUACCAGAGGCUACUUUGAAAGCUGUGGCUGAAACUCUAAGAACUUCCUCUUCCCUCAAGGUUUCUGAAGACGGGAUCAAAGUUGGCAGAGCCACUACUCUUUUACAGCCUGACGAAUUAAUUGAGCAAUUAGACAGUCGAACGAUUGCUGCAUCACCAUUUGAGUUUAAUGUCAAGAUGGAAGAUGUGCAAGCCUUUUUUGGUCAAUAUGCUAAGGUUAAUAGUGUGAGGUUACCUCGUCAUGUAGCGAACAAAAAGUAUUUUUGCGGCACUGCCUUGAUUGAAUUCUCAGCUGAGGAAGAUGCACAAAAUGUUUUGAAGCAAAACUUGGUUUUUUCUGGAGCUGAAUUAGAACUGAAACCAAAGAAGGAUUUUGAUGCUAUAAGAGAGGAAGAAGCAGAGGAGUUUGAGAAUAAUCAUCCAGUUGCUGGUUCAAAUGGUGAUAAUCACUCCAAUGCUGAAGACAACUACCCCAAAGGAUUGCUUGUUGCAUUUGCAUUAAAGAAAAUUUCAGCUGUGGACUCUGCAGAACCAAAUGGUUCUGAUGAACUCGCAAAGGAAGGUGGGGCUGAAAAGAGUGAAGAGAAGACUACAAUAAAUGAUAAGGACAAUGCUGAAAAGACUUGUGAUGAAUAUGCUGCUGAUGAAACAGGCACCAAAAGUACCAUUCCAAAGAAUGAGGACACAGAACAUAAAUCCACUGUAUCUUCUUUUAAAGAUGAUCUCAAUGUUGUUUUACGUGAAGAUUUGAAGGAAGCCUUCAAAAAGUUUGGCGCAGUGAAGUAUGUUGACUUCAAAAUUGGUGAGGAUAAGGGUUACAUUCGGUUUGAUACACCAGAAGCAGCCCAGAAAGCUCGUGCUGCCGCUGUCCUGGCGGAAGAAGGUGGUCUGGUUGUCAAAAAUUUCAUUGCCGCUUUAGAUCCUGUGACCGGUGAUGCCGAGAAAGAAUAUUGGAGUCUACUUCGUGGUGGCCAAGAAAAGUUCCGUGGAAACAAGCGCUUUCAAGGAAGGGGAGGAAAGCACUUCAGAGGUGGAAAACGAGGGUGGGGAAGAGGAAAUGAUUCACCAAACAAAGCUAGAAGAACUUGAGCAGGGUGAGAGCGAUUGAUCUAUGGACGUUAGAUGGAUAUUGAGACCAUUUUUGUACCAUAGCUCAAGGAUUUCUUUGGGGAGGGCGAAUAGGCCAAGAUGGUUGUUUCUUUCUUGGUUUAUGCUUGUGCUUAGCUUAUAUUCUGAGUCUUAAGUUAAUAUUUACUUAUAACGUAUUUUUGUAGCUGGAAUGAUCAUAACCGUCUCAUUUUCAUUCUCUUCAAAAGUUCAUGUUUAUAAUGUCCGAUUCUAUUGUGUUAUUACUAGGCUUAAUUAAAAAAUAAUUGUCUAAA